UACUUUUCUACCAUAACCUUGGAACUUCGAUCUUUUUUUUCGUCUUUCGCAUUUUACUUCACUAUUCGCUACCCUACCUAUUUCCAAAGGUAGAGACGCUCUCGUCGCAACCAUUAUCGCCAUGAAAGUCACUAAUCAAGGCGAUGUGUCCGUGUACACAAUAGCCGGCGCUAACACUGCGCGUCCUCUUCCAGACUGGUUGGCGCGUCGCCGAAAACGUAGUCUAAAAUCGGAUCCCGAGUAUCAGAACCGAAUAGAGCUACUUCAAGACUUUGAAUUUGAGGAAGCUAGCCAAUGCAUCAGAGUCUCAGAAGACAAUGACUGGAUUAUGUCAACUGGAACAUACAAGCCACAGUUCCAUGUCCAUUAUCUUCCUCACCUCGCAUUAUCCUAUUCAAGACAUACGAAAUCUCUCAAUACGACCUUCCUUCUCCUCUCGACCGACUACUCCAAGUCUCUACACCUACAAAGCGAUAGAAAACUUGAAUUCCACACCCCGGCUGGUUGCCACUAUGAACUACGUCUGCCUAGGUACGGAAGAGAUCUGGUCUAUGAUCGCCAUGCUACUGAAGCCUUAGUUCCCUCGGUGGGUUUGGAUUCUGAUGGUAACGGAGAAGUGUUUCGGAUGAAUCUUGAAAUCGGGAGGUUCAUGAAAUCAUAUCAAGUCGACGUUGGUACCGACGACGGCGUUGAAACUGGACUGCAGGGAAGCAUUGGUGUUGGAAGUGUUAAUACCGCGGCAGUUGCUGAAAACAGCCACAAUUUACUUGCUUUUGGUACUUCGAUCGGCUCAGUCGAAUUCUGGGACUCACGAUCCAAGUCACGGGUUGCUAUUCUUGGGGGCCAGGAUGGUGAAAUAACCGCCCUUGAUUUUAACCCUUCAGGUCUUUCGCUAGCAACCGGCACGUCGAAUGGCCUUAUCAAACUUUUCGAUUUACGAAGCCCCAAGCCACUGUUACAGAAGGAUCAUGGUCCUGGAUUCCCAAUUAAGAAUCUCAUUCACCUGACAACUUCUUCACAAGAAAAGAAGAUCUUGUCUGCUGACAAGCAGAUGAUCAAGAUUUGGGACGAGCUUGAUGGUGAGACCUGGACCUCGGUCGAGCCAUUGGUUGACAUAAAUUUCGUCACAUGGUGCAAGAACACCGGGAUGAUCCUUACGGCGAACGAAGGCAAACCUCUACACAGUUUCUUCAUACCCCAACUAGGGCCUGCGCCGCGGUGGUGCUCGUUCCUCGACAACAUGGUCGAGGAGAUGGCCGAGGAAAUCAGCACCGAUCAGUACGACAACUUCAAAUUCCUGACAUUACCGGAAUUGAAAUCACUCAGCCUGGCACACUUGAUUGGCAAGACCAACUUAUUGCGUCCUUACAUGCAUGGUUAUUUUGUCGCUUCGAAGUUGUACGACCAAGCUCGUCUAAUCGCCAACCCGUAUGCCGUGGAAGAGGAACGUGCGAAGCGCAUUAAGGAGAAGGUCGAAAAGGAGCGUGCCAGCCGAAUCCGCGGAAAUAAGAAGGUCAAGGUUAACCAGAAAUUGGUCGACAAACUACUCAAACGCCAAGAGAAGAGAGCCCAUGUUGAUACAAAGGCUGGAGUACUCGGCGAUGAACGAUUCAACCGAUUGUUCGAAGACGAGGAGUUUAGGAUUGAUGAGAAUAGCCGCGAGUUCCAGGUUCUAAACCCAAGCACGAGAGUUGACCCAGAAACAGGCGCGAAGACUACAACCGCGGGCGCCCAAUUCUCAGAUGAAAGCGAUGAAGAUUCGAGUGACGUCGAUGACAGCGAGGAUGCAAUAGCCCUUAAGAAGGAUGCGCCAAAGGAGAUGGUAAUGCGUGUUAGGACGUCCAAUCAAAGUGGUGGUCGUGUAUCCAAAGACACCUCCCUAGGAUCCAGGACCCAAAAGUCGGGCAGGAUCAGCAAAGUUCGAAACGGUGAAAUAGUUGGAGAGAGACAGGUCACAUUCGUCCCAGAGUCGAGAAAGAAAAAGAUAGAUGACGAGGCUCCUAAGACGCAAACGAAAGAUCGACGAACAGACUCAAGACGGAGCGCUAGUACUAAUACCUUCAGGCGGCUUUGAUACCCAACAAAAUGCUAGCGAUAAUUGAUAUUGAUACAUAUCCAGAAGGCAAUAGGCUUUGCUUCCCCCAACUCCGUGCUCC
This is a messenger RNA of Annulohypoxylon truncatum, 2156 nucleotides long. Its product is annotated as WD40 repeat-like protein. Gene Ontology annotation, molecular function: protein binding. Gene Ontology annotation, biological process: maturation of SSU-rRNA from tricistronic rRNA transcript (SSU-rRNA, 5.8S rRNA, LSU-rRNA). The record is from RefSeq and is a predicted model, not a curated record. The transcript is spliced from 4 exons. Lineage: Eukaryota; Fungi; Ascomycota; Sordariomycetes; Xylariales; Hypoxylaceae. The coding region runs from base 122 to 2074 and encodes 650 amino acids. Gene Ontology annotation, cellular component: small-subunit processome; nucleolus; 90S preribosome.